Pocillopora meandrina is the source of this 8682-nucleotide messenger RNA. NCBI's taxonomy places the organism in Eukaryota, Metazoa, Cnidaria, Anthozoa, Scleractinia, Pocilloporidae. The record is from the annotation of a GenBank genome assembly.
AUGGCGUUCAGUCGGCAAGAAUUGAAAACCAUUUCGAUUAUUCAGCUGGUAAUGUCAGUUAUCCUUUUUGCACUCGGCAUCGUGGACCAUUUUGAAGUACGUUACACAUACCUCAGCCAUUUGUUGAUGCCAUGCUGGAUAGCAGCUCUUGUAAGUACACGUGCCCAGAACAUCGAACUACGGGUGUUUUAUUGCCUACGCUCAUGCUUUUGACACGGUUUAAAUACGAGAAAUUCGAAUUUCAUGGCGAAGAUGUAAAACUCCUUUCUGCUGGUGCUUCUCUUCGUUUCAAUAAUCCGACCACUGCGACUAAAUUUCACACAACCCUCACAGCUACUUUCAUUGGGGAAUGCAGGUUGAUAAUGGCGCUCAAUAUUUAGCUUAAGAGCUAGCGAUAAGUGCUAUAAGGUAUGGUGUUCAUAAACCGAAUACAAAUAUUAUUACGGCGGCGAAAAUUAGAUAGGGAAGCGCAAUCCGUUAUUCUAGGAAAAAUAAAAGUUGAGACUACAGAAAAAAGAUAGAAUUGUUUAUAUUGCCGUAGAGGAAUUAAUUUUAUAAGCGGAUAGGUCGUGAUACCGUACAAAAUUAGUUGACUGUUCCGAGAAUUGCACUGCAAAUGGGCCAAUUUUUCGUAUUUCUGUUUAGAAGGCCAAUUUUUUUUUAAGAAUGGGACUUGUACUAAACGAUGAAAACCUUUGCUAAACGUACAGAACACCUUUCCAUUGUUUUCAAACGCCUUAUGAUCGACUUCCGCUCUUGUCGACUCAUUUGGACUUUGACCUGAUAUCGUCUGACUAUGUAAAGCACGACAGUAGUCUUAAACAAGACAUUUAAUUCAUUCGCACCAAGACGUAAUAUUGAGAUGAGUUCAAUAUCAGCUCAGGCACUCAAACGAUUCCGAGUGCAAUUAGGAACACAGUAAAUAAGCAAGAGUAGCUAAACAUGCAGAGUUACCUUUUGUACACUGAAUUAUGUCUCUCUGAUUUUGUGUUACCUGAAAACUGCAUUUUUCAGAGUCGAUAACUGAUUUUUGUCUGUAUUGUGUUUAAUAUGAAAUAUAAUGAAAAAAAUCAUAGAAUACAUGAAUUAUUUGGGGAAGGGAAACUAAUUAUUUUUUCACAUCAAAUGCACGCCGUUUGAAAUCAAGUCGUCAUACCGCCGUAUCGCACGGCAAAGCUUAUUAUAUUAUAAACACUGCGCCGAGUCGAAGUUAUCGGUUAUUAUGCCCGAUAGGAGAGCGGCAUUCGGAUCAGUUUAGGUUGGGCUGUGUUGGCACAAUCCAAAAGGAAGCCGCACUGUAUUUAUGAUGUGUCGAAUCCCAUGCAUAAUUUAUUGCAACGUUUUUCGAUGCAACGCUUAUGAUUUCCUUAUAACUGAGUGGUGAGAACAGCCGUGGGGAACUUUUUUUAACCAAGUUUCAACCUAACUCAUUACAGUAUUAGUAUAGGUAAUCAAAUGACUUCGAGUGCAAUUUGGAAUAAUUAAGCACGAGUAAAUUAAUUUUUUUUUGGAAGACUGACAAAAUUGUAGUAUUUUUCUGGUGCAAUUUGUAGUCUUUGAAAAAUUUACUAGUGAAGAAAUGUAAAAUGGUUUCCGUGUUUACAUAGCCUGAUGUAAACACGCGGGAGGUUGGGAGAACACGAGAUAAGCGUAGGAAAGCAGCUUGUGCGUUCGAUCAAAACAACCGCGUACGAUCAAAACAAUAAUAUACAAUGAUAUUUAACAUCUUUUAAUAAAUACUCCCUCGGGUUUUGAAACUCGUCUGCAACCGUAUAAACAAGCUUGUAAUGGUUUUGUAAACACAACUCUUUUUUCAGGCAUUUUACUUGAUUUCCAAAACCUAAAUUUUGCUUCUUGCUUGGAUAGGUAGUGCCAGCGAGCAUUAUGGGAUUAAUUCUGGCAAUCAGAUCCAGACGUUCCCCGAUUCUGGUGAGAAUGAUUACAAAUUUAUAUGUUAUUAGAAAGAAACUAUGGUGCUGAGUCGGUGGGAGAGUAUAGCAGGUAAUUUAGUGUUAACAACUAGGUUGAAAACGUAAAUUGGCCACCGUAAAGAGUAAAAAAGCUGACGUUUCGAGUGUUAGCCCUUCGUCAGAGCAAUAGGAGGAAUCGUGGGUUGUGUGUGGGUUUAUGGUGGCCAAUUUACGUUUUCAACCUAGUUGUUAACACUAAAUUACCUGUUAUAAGAUUAGUUAUGCGAAAAGAAAAUAACAUCUUACUUAAUUCUGCGUCACAGUUAAAAAAAAAAAUUCGUUAAAAAGGUUGUGGUUAUUCAUCGUGGUGAAUAAUAGUAAAAUGCCAAGUUUUCCGUUUGUCUCACGAAGUAGUCACGUGUGAUGUAGAUCGCGACGUUUCGACUGCAUACUGCCAGUCUUCUUCAGGUGAUGAGUUCGACUGGUCAUGCGUGAUCUUAUAAAGCAUGAUGCUCUUCUGUGAUUAGUUGUUUUUCAACAGCUCUGAUUGGUGCAUUUCUAUCCUUGCUGUUUCACUCAGUGAUAUGCUCCCUCGGCGGUCCGCUGUCGCAAGGCUCUCCUGUUCUUGUGUUUUUUAAUCGUGGGCAUCCAUGCUUGUGGAAUUUCUUUUCAACUAUCCCUGUUGAUGUUGUGAGGGUGAAGUCUUAUAUGGAUUGCCUCUUUGACCCUGCGCGUGUAGUAAUAAGGGUCACGAUCAAUAAACCUUACUUCGUUCCAGCGUGGCUUGUGUCCGGUGUUGUGAGCAUGCUCUGAAACGGCAGAGGUCUCGGUAUGGGCGAGUCGGAUGUCUCGAUCGCGCUCCUUAACCGCAGUAGCUUUGAACUCGCUGGUGGGUUUGGCACUGUUGUUUGGUUUUCCGGUCCUGGUAAGUUUCUUCAAUAAAGAAAAAGGAUAACCGUUAGAAACCAGAACAGAUGACAGAUAUUUUUUUCUCCUCGGAGAUGACAGAGGGUUUUGUUACGAGACGUUUGGCGCGCUCGUGAAGGCACCUAGCAAUACCACGUUUUUCUGAUUGAGGGUGGUGUGAAUCAUACGUUAAGUAUUGAUCGGUGUGCGUGGGCUUCCUGUAUGCGCUGGUAGUGAGGCGGCCGUCAGGUUCUCUUAAAACUUCGGUGUCUAGGAAGGCGAGUUUGUUGUCAUUCUCUGUCUUCAUGGUGAAGCGGAUGGAAGGCUGCUGGUUGUUUAGAUGCUGUAAGAAGUCAUCCACGUUUUCGCGAUCCAGGAUGGUAAAGGUAUUGUCCACGUAGCGUUUUCAGAUCCUAGGCUCGUAAGAUGAUGUAGUUAUCGCCUAUUCUUCGAAACUCUCCAUGUAGAGGUUAGCUAAUGAACAGCGGAAACCGGACUCCCCAUGGCGGCGCCGUCUUUUUGCUCGUAAAUCGAUCCGUUAUACUGGAAGUAUGUGGAACUCAAUAUGAAGGUCAAAAGGUCAGCGAUCUGUACAGGCGUUAGCGUGGUGCGGUCUGCAAGGCUAGGGUCGUCCUCGAGUUUCUGCAGUGCAGCUUGUACAGCGGCGUCGAUAGGAACGUUGGUAAACCGCGACUCUACGUCGAAAGAUACCAUGAUCUCGUUGUCUAGGAUCAUCUUAUUGCUGACGGUGGAUACGAAGUGAGCUGAAUUUGUCACCGUAUACCCUGACUUUCCUGUUAGAGGAGACAAGAUGUUGGCUAAGUAAGCGGAUACAUCAUAUGCAAAGGUGUGUUUACGCACGACACAAUAGGUCUUAGCGGUAUAUCGGCCUUAUGGAUCUUCGGUAAACCGUAGAUUAUAAGCGGCUGUUUGUGUCGGGGUCUGAUCUUGUUGUAAACGGCCUCUGAUAGAUUUCCACUUCGCUUCAAGCUAAGCAGCUUUUCCGAUAACUUGCAGGUCAGACGGUCUGUCGGAUCUUUGUUAAGGAGCUGGUAUGGUCCGUUCUCAAUGAGCGUAGACAUCUUAGCUCGGUAGGUGUCGGUAUCCAUGACUACACUAGCGCGCCCUUUGUCUGCCGGGAGAAGACUAGAAGUAUGCAGUCGAAACGUCGCAAUCUACAUCACACGUGACUACAUCGUGAGACAAACGGAAAACUUAGCUUUUAUUUUUAAAACAGUUGUUCACCAACGUGAAAGUAAAUUUCCAGCACUUAAGGUUACUUCCCAUCUUCAGAGGCCGAAAAAAAUCGUUUUUCCUUUCUUCCUAUAAGAAAUCGUUUUGAAAUCUUUAAAAGCACCCGAGUUAUUUAGAUAAACGUAUUUUCAAAUAAAAAUUAUUAAAUCAGGAGGGUGUAAUAAUCUCGUACCUAAGCAAGUCCCCUGGGGGAAUUUUCGCGGCAACCGCUCGACUUGGGGCUCGUUUUUCAAAUUAUUUGUAUAUUUUGUUUGCAUUGCCCACUUCACAACAGAAUGGUACUCUUUCUCUCUUCUUUGUGCCUGUUUUCUCUCUGUUUGUUUGUUUUUUUUGUUUUUUUUAUACUGGACUUUCUUCCGCUUUUGAUUUUUCCAUGAGAAAAGAUAUUUCCAUAAGCAAAGAGCAUCCAUAUUUAUAUUUGAAGCUCAGAAAAUGAUUGCCUUCUCCUGUGAUGUCAUGAUUUCAGAUAAAUUGGCUCACUUCAAUUAGUAUUGCCUCUGUUGUGGUUUCUGCGGUGGUACUUGAAGCGUAUUCGUGGGCUCUGAAAGCUUUAUUGAGUUUCAAGUACGACAAAUACGAUAAUACAGAGGUUUUUUCCUUCUUUGGGGCUAAAGACACAAAAAUCAAGUUUGAAGACCAGGAAAACACCAUGAUAGCCAUACAUGCCUUGAUUGUCAUAUUUACCAUCUGUGAGAUCAUUCUAGCCCUGGCAACUGCUCGGAGCGGUGAAACUGGGUGUCAGUCGCCGCAGGAAAAUCAGGUAUGUUGCACUACUCAGAGAAGAGUUAUAAACCUUUUACACCUUAACAUCAGAAUACAUUUUCUCCAUAACAUUCUCUAUACAUUUCCUAUGAUAUUGACAAAGAGAAUUUGUUAAACGAUUAAGAUCCUCUUUAGUUGCUGAUCAUUUCCUUUAUUCUCAUGACCUCAAUCAGUCUUAAGGGUUAAAGUGUUAAUCGAAUAGGGCACUGAGGUCUAAAAGUAUAGGCUCUCACUUCAUUUCCUCUUCAUCAUCCUUUGCUUUCGCUCGACGACUUACUUCCUACGUCUCACCUUACCUCCCUUCGCCAUCCUCCAUCCCUUUCGCCUCCCCCCCUCCCCCAACCUCACCUUCCACUCUUUCUCUCUUUAUUCCUCCCUCUCUUUUUCUCUCUCCUGUUCCCUCUCCCUUUUCUCUCCCUCCUUUCCAUCUCUCUCCAGUCCUCCCUCCCUUUUCUCCUCCUCCCAUACCUCUUUCUUUACCUCCCUUCUUUCAUUUUUUCCUCUAUUCUUUUCAACCUCUUCUUCUAUCCCUCUUCCCUCCAUUCCCUUUAUUUUUUACCAAAUUUCUCCCUCCAUUCCUCCGUUUCUUUCUUUCUUCCUUCAAUUCUUCUUCUCCUCCACCUUCUCUUUCAUCCCUCCCUUCCUUCGUCUUUUUGUCCUUCUCUUUCUCUUUCUGUCUUUCCUCUUUUCCUUCAUUUCUCUCCCUCUUCUUCCCUGUCUAUCUUUCUGCCCUUCCUCUCUUUUUGUCCCGAUUGUGCCCGUAAAAUGCUAGAAGGUUGCUCUCUGGACACCAAAAAGGAGCUAAAAAAUUGACAAAAGUUCAAAAAGUUGUUACCUAAUGUUUAAAAAAGUGGUCACCAAAAUUUCUUGGUAUUUUUAUACAAACGUUAAUUAAAAGCUAUAUUUUUCGAUCUGCGCAGUAAUAAACUUGGUUUUAAAGAGCUGCUCGCGAAGAAAGGCGGCCUCUAACGAUUCAUUUCUCAACGGUGGUAACAACUGUUUGACUUUUUGGCACUUUUUCAGCAACGUUUUCGUUGUGUUGUUCAGCAAACAACUUUCAAGCAUUUUACGAGCACAUCUUCCCUACUUUACCCUGAUCCAUUUUCUCUCCCGUUCUUUCUACUUCUCCUUUUCCUUCUUCUUCUCGAGCUCGUUAUGCAACUUGACAUUUCUAUUCUCUAUUUUAGUCUGGCUAUCCGUAUCAUCAUAUCGAAAGUGGACAAGUACCGAUCCAACUGCAGGCUUUUCCAACACAAGCUAUGAUGACCAUUCCGAUCUCUGGAGUCGACUAUAGGAAUGGUGGCCUCCAGCAGCGCAUGUAGUCACUGAAUGUCCGUUUGUUUGUUCAGUGGCGCUUUUUUUAAAAAUAUCAUAUUGGGCUGAAAAGCAACAGUAUGAAUGUAUAACCAACGAUAAAGGUGCCAUCUCGUGCCAACAACUUACGUAACGUGACUGUAACGUAACGCAAAUGAAUAGUAUUCUAACAAGGCUUCAGAAGCCAUUAUGUAGUAGAAAUACAGAAGCAUAUAACAUAUCAUAGAGAGCCAAAAGAAAGGUUAGCAAUAAUAAUUGCUUAGGGUUAGACCCACCCCUCAGCCCAGUUGUUUUUCUAGUUUUAACUUCAACCGAGGAUUUGCUUUCUUUGAUAUUUGAAUGACACUUGCGGGUCAGGAAGAACUAACCUGCAGACGGAUUUAAGGUCAGCAUAGCCUAUCUCGUUUUAUAACACAGCUAACAGAGCCGUGCCAUCAAAUUCAGUAUACGUAAGCGUGCUCGAAAUCCCGAUGGUGCACGCUGAUAGCGUGAGCAAAUCGCUUGGCCAGAAUUUUUUUUUUUUCGCGCGAGCGGCCAUUGUUAGCACGGGGAAAAAUAAUAUAUUUCGCGACAAUAAUGGAUACAAACGGACACUCCGCCCACCAGUCCCAAAACGAAGCCAAUUUUCCGACCUUUUUCCUUGGGCUAGAGUUCUUAAAUGAGGCAGAAAAAGAGAAAAAUAACGGAAAAGGAGACUCGGCAUCAGCGCCGUCACUAAAUUUGGAUCAAAUUUUAGCCACUCUUGUUAACAUUUACUGUCAUACUGUUUUCAGUGCUUACUCAAACCGUUUUGCAACGAUCUAUUUUCGGUAAUCGAUGUACUUUUUGAAGCAUUUUGACUUAUUUUGACUCUUUGCUCAAAUUUUGAGCGAACUGUACGUUUUCUCACAGAAACUGAAAAUGUGGCGUGUUGUAAAUUAACCAAUAAAAACGCACGUUUUCUUCUCUGUAGUCAAGAGAAUUUUGUAUUUAAUCAGGAAAUAAUUGUUAAAUAUAAAGUGCCAUUCUUGAGCGUGAUUUCUUUUUUAAAAAUAAAGAAUUAUUUUUUUUAAUGCAGUAAAAUAAAACUUGAGCUUUCAACAGAAAAUUCCUAUUUGAUUAAUAUUUCGGCUUACCGCGAACAAUCACUUCUGAUAUUGUUGUCCGUUUUUCGUGUCGGAUUUGAUGCACAAUUCCACCGGCUAUGUUAUAAAACAAUUGGUUCAUGCUUUUAGCUGUGUAUUAUCGAGUUAUGGAGCACGUGGGAAGUUUGGAGAGCACCCAAGAAGCUAGAGCCUUGUGAUUUCAAAUCGAACUCGCGCUGCGCGCUUGUUCGAUUUUGAAAUCACGCGUAUGAUUUCAGCCCAAAUUGCACUCUACUCAGUUCAAUUACCAUUAUAAACACUCGAAGAGAAAUUCCAUAUCUACGCGUGCCCAUGUAUUAUUCUCUAUUAAACUGUGGUAUUUUACAAGGAUUUCCAGCCCUAAGAAAAAACCGUAACAGCACAGGUGAGAAAUUGCGAUGAUUUUUUACGUGUGAGAUAUUUUUCAAAGGCUUACCAAGCCUUGAAAAACUGCCCGUCAGGCGGGUGCAAGUUGUAGUCUUUAAAAAAUUUACAAGUUCUGAUUUGUCCCAAAUUUUACGAAAGCAAAUCUUCUGAUGACCUGUUUAUGAUUUACAAAAUUUAUUUGACUCUCUUUGUCGUGCUUAUUUCGUGUUAUGGCUCACUGGUUCGGUCGCUUGUCCCGCAAGAACUUCCUUCCGGCUUUUAAACAUUGUGUCGCGAAUAAUCAAGCUUUGACACUCUUUUUCAGUUUGGUAUCGCUUAAUGGUAGUAACCAGCACACAAAGGCCAUCACGCCGUGACUCUGAGCAGCAUUCCAAGACCUUUCUUAACUCUGUAAAACACGUCAACUAGUGUAAUUGUGCUUCAUGAGGCUUCCAUUCAUUCUCAACCACGUUGAAUGUAUAUGUGCAAUUAUUCACGGUGGAUAGACCAGAUACAUUUAUCUUGAGACCAUAUUCAACUCGCGCUGUGAAAUAGCUACAAAAUGUUUUUUUAGAGGAAUUAGCAACUUCUUGUGAUGCCUCACGAUUUGUCUUUUUCUUGGCUCUUUGCAGAUGAAUUUCUCGCAGUCUGUGAGCGUAUAGCCUAUGCUGCAAUAUCAGCGAUAACCGUGUACCACUACAUGUAUAGUAUUAUUUGGUAAGUCAGUCAAUCAGUCAGUCGUUCGGUCGGUCGUUCAAUACGUUGAUCGACAAUCAUUAAUAUCCUUAACUGUCAGUGCAUUCAUAAACAAUAUCAUCAUACAAUUUUUUAAGCUUUGCAAUUACUGAUCAUCUCGUAAACAGACAAGUAGGAAAACUUUGAUUGCCCAAUUGCCUUGACUGCACGGAUGUAUAUAAACGAUAUAUCACAAGAUAUUCCUCAAAUCUUACUGAAGCACAUUGGAUCCCAAGACGUGUUUAGAGGGGAGGAGAUAUUCACAUUUUUAGACGUUUUAAUAAUUAGUUUGACCUUCAAAUUGACCGCUCAAAAAGCUGUCACGUAGUACG